This is a messenger RNA of Glycine soja, 1218 nucleotides long. Its product is annotated as myb-related protein 308-like. Lineage: Eukaryota; Viridiplantae; Streptophyta; Magnoliopsida; Fabales; Fabaceae. The transcript is spliced from 2 exons. Bases 290 to 1042 code for a protein of 250 amino acids. The record is from RefSeq and is a predicted model, not a curated record.
GGAGAGGAAAGAGAGAGAACCAACAGCCACUCUCUCUCUUUAACCUGCCUCACCAACUCGCAUCUAGAAGCAAUUAUAGGGUCUUCCUCUCUUCUCUCUCUAUGUUCUGUCCCCUCUACUUUGGAGUCAAAAGCCUAUAAAACCACACCCAAACUCCCUCUUGAGCCGGCUUCUUAAUUUGUUGCUGCAAGCCAAUCCUAAUUCCUAUUCUCCUAUCCUUUUACAUAACUCUAAAGUAAGAAAAAAUAGAGCAAUUUCACAACACAACUCUUAGAAUUGUGAGUUAAGUAUGGGAAGGUCCCCUUGCUGUGAGAAAGCUCACACAAACAAAGGUGCAUGGACUAAAGAAGAAGAUGACAGACUCAUAUCUUAUAUUCGAGCUCACGGCGAAGGCUGCUGGCGUUCACUCCCCAAAGCCGCCGGCCUUCUCCGGUGCGGCAAGAGCUGCCGUCUCCGGUGGAUCAACUACCUCCGCCCCGACCUCAAAAGAGGUAACUUUACCGAAGAAGAAGAUGAACUCAUCAUCAAACUCCACAGUCUCCUCGGUAACAAGUGGUCUUUGAUAGCUGGAAGAUUGCCGGGGAGAACAGACAAUGAAAUAAAGAAUUAUUGGAACACGCACAUAAGAAGGAAGCUUUUGAACAGAGGAAUCGACCCUGCUACUCAUAGGCCACUCAACGAAGCUGCUUCUGCUGCAACUGUUACAACUGCCACCACUAAUAUAUCUUUUGGGAAACAACAAGAACAAGAGACAAGUUCUAGUAACGGAAGCGUUGUUAAAGGUUCCAUCUUGGAACGCUGCCCUGACUUGAACCUUGAGUUAACCAUUAGUCCUCCUCGCCAACAACAACCUCAGAAGAAUCUUUGUUUUGUUUGCAGUUUGGGUUUGAACAACAGCAAGGAUUGUAGCUGCAACGUUGCCAACACUGUUACUGUUACUGUCAGCAACACUACUCCUUCUUCUGCUGCUGCUGCUGCUUAUGAUUUCUUGGGCAUGAAAACCAACGGUGUUUGGGAUUGCACCCGCUUGGAAAUGAAAUGAAAAUUCAACGAAAUUAUACCAAUUAGUUAGUGUUUUUGGAGAGAAGUCGAGAGAAUGAAAUUCAUUAAUUUUUUAAUUUUCUCUCCUAUUUUCUUUUUCUUCUCUUGUUUGUAUAAAUAAUUAGUCGCUGAUGCAUAAUAUAUAGUACCGGUACAGUUGAACAUUUUAUUGCCCAA